Molecule: messenger RNA, 789 nt
Organism: Dermacentor andersoni
Lineage: Eukaryota; Metazoa; Arthropoda; Arachnida; Ixodida; Ixodidae
Source: RefSeq, a predicted model, not a curated record
UCAGUGUUGACGGAGAGAGAACAUGCAGAGUAACCUCAUAACGACAAAUUCGCACUGCGCCCGGACGGAGGAGGCUCAUGCUUAAGGUGAAAAUUCAAAGCACACUUUCAUAAUACAGAAACGAAUUGAAGCACUGCCUGUUUAAUCUUUUACAGCCUUCAUACCAUCGAGCAUUUAACAACCUAAGCUAUGAAUUUCAAGGCAAUCCUAAUAACUGCGUGUAUUUGGUUUCCUGCUUUAAUAACUGCAGAGGAUAUAGAAAGUGAACCCUUUCAAGCCUGCAACCCGUUAGCCUGCGUUGAAGGAGCCAAACUACUAAAUGAAUCGCUUAACAGCAGCGUUGACCCUUGCACGGACUUCUAUGCACAUGUUUGCAAUGGAUGGGAAAGCCGUAAUCAAGGUCCAAGUCUUAGCGGGAGCUAUGAUGUUUAUCAGGAUAUUGAUAACAAUAUUACUGAAAAGCUAAGCUAUAUUCUUGGAAACAGAACUCUGGUUGAGAGCAACCAAACCAUAAUAGACAAAGUGACAAUCAUGUAUAAGGCGUGUAUAGCACUUCCAGAUGCUCGGGAGGCUUUUAUUAGAGUGCUGAAUGAAUCCGGAUUUCCUCUCUGGCCGAUUCUCACCGAAGGAAACAUCUUCAGCUCCACUAAUUCUGCAGAUUUACUUCGGAAUAUGAGCAUUUCUACAAUUGCCCACGUGGACGUUGUAGAUAUGAAAGCAUACGCCACGAAUCCGCAGAAUCCUUAUUCAAUGGUGGAGCAGCUGUCACCGGCCGUGUAUUGCAAGUGA